AUGGCUUUGAACCGGAAAUAUGCAGCUUUGCCAGACCUUGACUCGGCCCCGGACGUGUACGAGACGCCAGAGCUCACAGAUGACACCUCCACCGUUCCGACGACGACCGGGCAAUCGCACUCCGAUGAUGAUUUCGACGAUGACGACCUUGACGACGACGCCAACGGCAUUUCGAGGUCCCGACUUCGGGUAGACCAAGCACGAUCUCGUUUCCUUCCGGCGGGUGUGGACGCCACAGGGGUCGACUUUUCGGAUCGAGUGGAUGGCAAACGGAAAUCAUACAAGGCAUCAACGAGACGCCAGCGUUUCCUGCAGGAUGGUACAGAGCAACUCGGCGACCUCAGCGAUGAAGAUGACGAAGAUAGUUUAGAACGCAAGAUUGCGCGACUGCAACGUGAAGUCGAGGAAGCUAAGGAGGAGUACGGAAAGAGGAAAGAGGCUGCAGCACAGCCUACGACAGGGGAUCAUGACGAGAAGCUGGGGUCUCUCAGCAAGGUUCUGGACGAGAUUUCCAAAACCUUGGAAUCGCAUACGAACAGUUCUCGCUCACUCCAGUCAGGGUCUCAACCACCCAGGCAAAUUCAAGACGAAUCGCAGGAAAUGGUGGCACAGGGCAAUUCUGCGACCUAUACUGUCACCUAUGCUCCUACGUACGAACAAAGCCACGCUCUUGCCACAGCCGCGGACUUUGACCGACGACUUGUUCUCCUUGAAAAGGCAAUCGGAGUAGGGUCAACCGCCUUGCCGGAAGUUGAUAUCAAUGGGUUGCCAAGAGCCAUUCUCCCGACGCUUGAUGGGCUUCAAAAGCAGAUCACGGCUUUGUCACAGGCGUCAACGUCAAAUCUGGACACAAUCAGCCGUCGGGUCCGUACCCUCAUUCAAGAAGCUCAGGAGUUGGAGAAAGCACGCCAGGGGGCCAAGUCUGCGCAGGAGACCCUUGGCAAUGGCGCGGCUGCUGGCGAGGACGCGCCGGCCCCGGAGCAACUCGCAAAGAUCAACGCUCUUUACGGAACUCUGCCUACGAUUGAGAAUCUCGCUCCUCUCCUGCCGCCGUUGCUUGACCGCCUGAGGUCACUCCGCGCGAUUCACUCUGAUGCUGCGGCUGCGAGCGAGAUGCUCGGCAGAAUUGAAAAACAGCAAACGGAUAUGGCGACGGACCUCAAGCAAUGGAAAGACGGCCUGGAAAAGGUCGAGGAGGCGAUGAAGGAAGGAGGCACUGCCAUGACCGGGAACAUGAAGGUGAUGGAGGCAUGGGUAAAGGAUUUGGAGGGACGCAUUGCGAAGUUGCCAUGA
This is a messenger RNA of Colletotrichum orchidophilum, 1293 nucleotides long. RefSeq lists its product as uncharacterized. The transcript has 3 exons. The record is from RefSeq and is a predicted model, not a curated record. Gene Ontology annotation, biological process: mitotic spindle organization. Bases 1 to 1293 code for a protein of 430 amino acids. NCBI's taxonomy places the organism in Eukaryota, Fungi, Ascomycota, Sordariomycetes, Glomerellales, Glomerellaceae. Gene Ontology annotation, cellular component: dynactin complex; cytoplasm.